ACUCUCUCAGCAUCUGAGUCGACUAGGACUUCGAUAUAUCGUCAGUACACUUUCAAGAUCCCGCGAAAUAACAUUGUUUAACUUUUUCAUUCACUAAAAAUUUUGUUAUGAAUACGUUGAAUUUUCAUUUUUAACGUUACAGUUCUUUGGUGAUUAAAUUUUUGUCAUGCACACGAAGGAUUAAAAUCUUCUUUUUCUUUUAAAGAAAAUAUAUAUUUUUAUUUUAUUUAAAAAAAAAAAUGUUUAUUAAAGUGAUUUGUGUGGUGUUGUUUGUGUGUCUUGCGUCAGAGACCUUCGGCAAACCCACAAUUUAUAAACGUAAUGAGGAUAAUAUUUAUGAACCAGUAAUGGUUCCGGUAUCUUCAACGGUUAUACCUUUGCCAGUCUACAAAGUUGGAUAUGGAUUUGGUUUUGCUUCAGACAAAAAAUUUAAGCCCGACGAUAAAGUGAAAUUAAUAACAGUCAAGAACAUUGAAGAACACAAAGUUGUCAAAAAAUUGUGAAGAGAGCUACAACAAUCAAGAUGUGAUUUGUCAACUGAAAGAACUAUCGGAGAAAAAGCUGAAUUCCGAAAAACUUACUAAUUUUGAGAGGAAAAAGUCAUUUAAGUUUCUAUAAAAGACUAAUGAGCUAGUAGCAAUUAAAUUUAAAGAUAUAAUGAGUAAGAAGAAAAUACGUAUAUUUUGAAGAAAUAUUUCAUAUUCGAGUAUUCUUGACUUCUUAAAUUCAACUAAACUGAAAUUUUAUUAGCUUUCAAAGUACAAAUCCUGGACUGAAAACUUUUCCAGCUACACACCAAAAAAACGAAAAAAGUUCUGUGAAUUGAAGAAAUUUAAAAACAUUCUCAACAAUAGUAUAAAAUUUCGAAAAGAGCAAAAUCAAUGUUCAACUUUUAAAAUAUGCAAAAAUGAUAAGAAAAC
Leptopilina heterotoma is the source of this 920-nucleotide messenger RNA. RefSeq lists its product as uncharacterized. The transcript is spliced from 3 exons. The record is from RefSeq and is a predicted model, not a curated record. Bases 240 to 503 code for a protein of 87 amino acids. NCBI's taxonomy places the organism in Eukaryota, Metazoa, Arthropoda, Insecta, Hymenoptera, Figitidae.